Messenger RNA from Musa acuminata AAA Group (dessert banana), 2098 nucleotides. Its product is annotated as protein AIR1-like. NCBI's taxonomy places the organism in Eukaryota, Viridiplantae, Streptophyta, Magnoliopsida, Zingiberales, Musaceae. Gene Ontology annotation, molecular function: nucleic acid binding; zinc ion binding. The transcript is spliced from 8 exons. Bases 217 to 1611 code for a protein of 464 amino acids. The record is from RefSeq and is a predicted model, not a curated record.
GAGGCAUACGGCAACCCCGAAAGCUUUGGCAGGUGAUUCUGCUCAACCCCAAAGCGCCUCUUUAUGCUGCUGCUACUUAGGGUUUCUGCCUACUGCUGCUGCCGCCGCCGCUCUUCGCCGUUUGCGUCGCUCGUGCUCGUAUUUGAAGGAUUCGAACCUUUGACCAGGUUUAGGGUUUGGGUUUCCCGGACUUGAGAGGUUCCCUUCACCAAUGAUAUGGGCCAGAGGUGGAGAUCCAAGGGGAAGACGGUUCCUGCCGACGAGGACGAGGAGGCGCAGUCCGUGAUUUCCCUUGGAAGCAGCGACGACGAGGAGGCGAACGAGGACCUCAGCCUCGCCAUCGUCGAGAAGGCGCGGCAGCGCGAGGCGAAAAGGAAGAGGUCCGAAGACGCCCUUGGUCCCGUUCCCGCCGCCGAGACCCCGGCUCCUGCCGUAAGGCUUUCUUCUGUCUUCCCAUCGUCUGGCGUUGCGGAGCUUGUCUCUGACCGGAACCCCGAAUCUUCUGUCGGUGGUCUGACCUCCCUGACUCAUGGGGAGAGGAAGAAGAAGCCGAAGAAGUCAAAGAAGAAGCAGCAGCACGAGGUUGAAGAGAAAAAAGUGCUGCAGAUUGGUGCUAUAAUCGAUGAAGAGCAGCCACCAAGAAAGGGAGAGUCAGUGAUCGCUGAGGCGAAUGGAGUAUCUGACAAUAUGGUUUUUCGAAAGCUUCUUCGUGGGGUAAGGUACUUCGAUCCUGGAGGGAAUAAUUGGGAGACUUGCUUCAAUUGUGGUGAAGAGGGCCAUAUAGCUGCAAAUUGCACAAUGGAGAAGCGGCAGAAACCUUGUUUCUAUUGUGGAUUGUUUGGACAUAAUUCGAAGCAGUGUUUACAGGGACAAGAUUGUUUUGUUUGCAAAAGAAAAGGCCAUCUUGCAAAAGACUGCCCAGACAAAAAUAAAAAGAUCGUUCAGGAGUCUGAAAUUUGCCUAAGAUGUGGAGAGAUGGGACAUAUUAUGUCAUCAUGCCCAAAUAAUUAUUCACCUGAUGAUUUGAAGGAAACACAAUGUUAUGUUUGCACAAAGUAUGGUCAUCUAUGUUGUAUAGACUUCAAAGAUUCCUGUCCAAUAGAAAUAUUUUGUUACAAUUGUGCCCAACCCGGACACACUGGCUUGGGGUGUGCAAAACCACGUGGCGAGAAUAUUUCUCUUGCAUCACCAACUUUAUGCUAUAUUUGUCAUGAGGAAGGACAUUUUGCACGGGGUUGUACAAAGAGGACUAAGUCUGCCAGAAAGAUGGGCGAAUCAUCGACACCUCGAACUUUUGACAACAAGAAUAGAAGUUCUAGGGGGACUAAAUCUGUGCCUCGUGAUUUUGGUAAAGGUCAAAGGAAAAAGAACUUGUUAUAUGAAGAAAGAUGGAACAUGACAACUGGUAAGUCAAAGAUAAAAGGCGGUUGGAUUGUUGAUGAUCCAGGUGAUCUUCCUAGAAAGAAGUUUAGAGCGCAUGAUUAUGCAUCUCCCAUGACAUCAAGAAAAAAGAGUCAUAGGAAUUAUUCAAUAGGUUUUAGUGGGCAUUCUUCAAAUUCCAAUACUCGUAAGAAAUGGAAGUCUCACACGGGAACUUCUGGUUCUCAAUGAUCAGGCAAGAACCUACUACUGAGAAUCUUCAGCAUAAAGAUCUGACAACUCACUAUGAUAUCUUGGGAGAGCUGAACCUUGAAAUCAUGUCACCAGUUCAUCCAUUUAGGCACACCUGGAAAAGUGUUAUGCUUAUUUUGCACCCAGCUACUCCUUGAAGAACUCUUCAAUGCCUUUUCAAAGAUCCUUGUCAUUAUGCUUUCAGCAGAUUGAGAGUGCUUGAGAAUCUCGAUUACGGAUAUGUCUGCACCGAACCUGGAGCAAGUGGGAUAUUGCAUAUAAAAACCCGUUGCUGCUUUUACUUAUAUUAGGGAUGUACAUUGUUACAUGUUAUUCCUGCAUGUAAUCACAGACUAAACAAAAUCAAAUCUCUGUUCAAUUUAUUUAUUUCAUCAUCUUCUAAGACCGUCAGAAUGUCAAUGUAAAAUGUUUCAGAGUGAGGAUCAUAAGAUAAGUAAUUCUAAAGAAUAUGGGUGAUCGUUGUUGA